Messenger RNA from Musa acuminata subsp. malaccensis (wild Malaysian banana), 1638 nucleotides. RefSeq lists its product as uncharacterized. Gene Ontology annotation, molecular function: protein binding. The record is from RefSeq and is a predicted model, not a curated record. Lineage: Eukaryota; Viridiplantae; Streptophyta; Magnoliopsida; Zingiberales; Musaceae.
CGGAAUUAUUAUUUAAUGGUAGCGAACGCGGUCGUCAUCCCCGAUCAUGGGGAUCGCCUCAUCUACUUCUUGAUUUCUCAACGCCACUCUCUUCUUCUUCUGUUCUUCAUAUCUGCAAGCGAUGCUCCUUCGGAGCUCUUCGUCGCCGCUGCUCAACUCGGCGUGGGUGGCGCCCGGGAAGGAGGCCGGGGCCCAUGAGUUCCCGGCGGGGGCUGUGGAGUUGCCCGUCCCGCAUAUCCGGAGGGCCCGCUCCGUGGCCCACCUCACCCCUUGCCUCUCCUCGUGUUCCAGCUCCUCCUUCGGCUCCUCACCCUUGGCUUCGUCCCCGUGCCCGCGGCGGCGGCUGGUGACCACCAUGUCCCGGACGUUGUCGGAGGGCGACCUCUCUGGCCUAUCCGCCACGGCGGUGCCCAAGUGCCGGGCUACGCCCUUCGCCGCCUCCGGCCUGUCCUCGUCCCUGGAAGAGGAGGGAGAGGAAGUGUUAUGUACGACGCCUCGUUCGGCCUUCCCUUCUUCUUCUGCCUCUUCGUUGGACCGGCUUUUGUCCAGCUCGGGCCUCGACGAAGGUGGCGUGGCGGUGACGGUGACGGAAGGAGUGGAGGGAUGCUGCGUCGCUGUCAUCGUCGUGGAUGAUGGUUGCACUGGCAGCGGGGAUGGUGGUGGAAAGAUAUGGGAUGGUGGCGGAAGAGGCAGACGCGGCGGCGGAGGACGUGGUGGGAGCACUAACGACGGAAACGGCGGCUUCGACCUCUCAGAUUCCAACAGCGGAAACGAUGCAACCGAUACCUAUUACCGUCAGAUGAUCAAAGCCGACCCGGCAAAUUCUCUCAUUCUCGGCAACUACGCCAAGUUCUUGAAAGACGUUCGAGGAGAUGUGGCCAAAGCCCAGGAAUACUGCGAGCGAGCGAUCGUGGCGAACCCCGGCGACGCCGAGGUGCUCGCGCUGUACGCCGAUCUAGUGUGGGAGGCCAACCGCGACGCUCCUCGGGCUGAGUCGUACUUCGCCCGCGCCGUGCAAGCUGCUCCCGAUGACUGCUACAUCACGGCUUCCUAUGCCAGAUUCCUGUGGGACGCCGAUGAGGAAGAUGACACUAAUAGCAACCAAUAUCCCCCGCCGAUCGUCCAAGGAGCAACUUCCCCACCUAUUGCAGCUGCUUCAUAAAGCCGCAGCUGACACUAAUAGUAACCUGUGGUGUUCUUGUUGGUAACUUGUGCAGUACUACAAGACAAUAUAUUCCAAGUGUCCUCCUCUUUGUGACAGCAUAUCUGUGAGAUUACACAAUUAGCUUGUCCGGGAAUGAAGAAAUCAUAUCUGAGCUGCUGAACAGGACACAGGGCAUUCUAUGGUUCUAAGAAAUGGGUGGUUUGAUGGGAAUCAUCAUCGGGCGCAGACAAAGACAAAUUAAUGUUGGCUUCCACAGCUUCCAAAUUAAAUUGUGACGAUCAAUUUGUAUCACUUUGAACUCUUUCUUAGGUUUGUUGAAGAUGGCAGACGCUUACACGAGAAGACAAAUGAUGGUUUCAGAGUGGUCGAGUGCAAUUAUUGGGGAAGCAGAGAGUCUGUAAUAAGUGAUCUGAUGUGAGUGUCAUAUAUAUAUUGUUUAAUGUGAAAAAAAACAGAAGAAGAUUAUUAUUAAG